UCGAUAAAACUGCGGAUCAGAGCAUGCGUGAUGCACCACGUUAAAAGGCAGUCGAGUCGCGAUAAGCGAGUGUGCUACAACGAUCGAUUGAACCGUGUUGAUCAUCGAUCGUUGGAUAAAUUAUUAAAAUUUUUUCUUGCAUUUUUAAGCGUUUUUUACCGCUCCUCGUCCUUGGUAACUCAAUAUAAAAACCGCACAGCAAAUAUUAAUCGGUGCACAUCGAUGUUAGACAUCACGACCUAUGAAGUGUAAAGUUAUCAUUCCACGGUUGAUCGUGAGUGCGUGAUCGCUCGAACAGAGCAGUAUUUUCCAAUUUACUGGAAAGCAGAGUAAAGAGAUACCAUGAGGUACGUCGCGGCGCUCGACGUGGGCACCACCACGGUGCGUUUUCAUAUUUUGAACGAGAAGGCCGUUACGAUUGCUUCAUCGACAGAAAAGGUAGAACUGAUCUAUCCAGCACCUGGUUUCGUGGAGAUAGAUCCCGAUCAUUUAUGGCAGAUCAUAGUGAAAACAAUCAAGGAUACAUUAAACAGUAGCGGAAUCGACCCAAGGUCUAUCGUUAGCUUUGGAAUUUCAUCUCAACGUAGUAGUUUUAUUACUUGGAACUUGAAAACAGGAAAAUAUUAUCAUAGAUUUAUAAUAUGGAAAGAUCAACGUGCAGCCGCUUUGGUCGACGAAUGGAAUCAGUCGGUGACUAUGAAAGGACUGCGAGCAGGCGCGCAUAUUUUAUACAUGUUUACAAGAAGCAAACGCUUUUUGGCUGGCAGCGUUCUAAAAUUUAUGAAUAUACAGGUUACUUUAAAAUUAGUAUGGGUUCUCCAAAAUAUACCAGGUCUCCGAGAAGCUGCUGUUAAUGGAGAGGCAGUGUACGGAGGCGUGGAUUGUUGGCUUUUGUACAAGCUAACAGGAAGGCAUAUAAUGGAUGUUUCAUGCGCCUCAGCAACCGGUUUAUACGAUCCAUUUACAAUGGAAUGGGCCAACUGGGCGAUAGGUUUUUUGAAACUGCCACGCAGUAUUUUUCCAGAAGUGGUAGAUACAGCGGGAAAUUUUGGAGUCACACCCAAAUCUUUGUUUGGGAUUGAAAUUCCCAUUUGUUGUUCAAUGGCUGACCAAGCAGCAUCCUUGUUUGGUUCAGGAUGCUUCAAAUCUGGCGAUCUCAAAGUUACGAUGGGGACUGGCACUUUUCUAAAUGUUAACACUGGACGGGAAGCACAUGCAUCCGUUGCUGGACUUUAUCCAGUUGUCGGUUGGCGAAUCGGGAAAGAAUUAACAUAUGUAGCAGAAGGAUCUUCAAGCGACACUGGUAUACUGAUUGAAUGGGCUAAGUCAAUAGGAGUUAUAAACAAUGUUUCUGAAACGGCUGAUCUAGCAAAUUCGGUCAAUGAUUGCGAUGGAGUAUAUUUUGUUCCGGCAUUCAGCGGACUGCAGGCGCCUAUAAAUGAUUAUACAGCUGCAACCGGUUUUUUAGGAGUAAAGCCUACUACAAGGAAAGAGCAUAUCGUCCGUUCUCUACUGGAAAGCCUUGUUUUUAGGAUACAACUACUUCACGAAUGCUUAUGCAAAGAAACAUCCUUCACAUAUAAAAAAAUAAAGGUCGAUGGUGGAGUUUCUAAAAAUGACUUUAUUAUGCAAUCGUUAGCUGAUUCGACAGGAUUAGAAGUAGAACGACCGGAAUCUGUGGAAAUGUCCAUUUUAGGAGUAGCUUUCCUGGCUGGUUUACAAUGUGGAUUAUGGAAAAAUAGAGAAGAAAUAUUAAAACUUCGUCAAGUGGAUAGAAUAUUUAAGCCAAACGAAAAAUCACAAACAUCUUAUCAACAUGUGUUCAAACAGUGGAAGCGUGCGGUGGAGCGCUUCAAAAAUUGGUACUGACAAAGAUUUUUGAAUAACAAAAUUUUUUUGAUAAUAUAUACAAUAGGACAUAUGACGCAUAUUAAACUGAAGUUUUCUACCAAACUUUAAGAACAUCUGUGUUCCAAAUAUUGCAGAUUGAUAUUUUGUAAAGUUAAAUAUUACAGGUGUAAAAUUAUUUUGGGAUGCAUCAAUUGUUUUUUGAUAAAUUGAGGGUAUAUGUAUUAUAUAUCAAACAUUCCUGGUAAUCUAAGCAUAUAUGCAUUUGAUACAUUAAAUAUUAAAAUGUUAAUGUAAAUCUGUUAAUGUUAAAAAUUGAAAAUUAUAAUAUAAAAGAAAAUUGUUUAUUGUACUGUAAAAUUUUUAUUGUACUGUAAACCUUCAUGUAUAUUUACUAUCGUAUUGUAUCGUACAGACGCGUAACACUUCACACACAAGCUUCAAUUAAAAUGAAAGCCUUAAUGUUCGAUGAUAUCAUAGUAUCUAAAGGACAAAUAAUCAAGGACAAACAUAUCAUGUUCAUCCGCGUAAUAUAAGACCAUUGAAGGUCUCAUCAUAUUUAAACAAUUUUUUUUAU
This is a messenger RNA of Linepithema humile (Argentine ant), 2425 nucleotides long. RefSeq names its product putative glycerol kinase 5. Gene Ontology annotation, biological process: triglyceride metabolic process; phosphorylation; glycerol metabolic process. Lineage: Eukaryota; Metazoa; Arthropoda; Insecta; Hymenoptera; Formicidae. Gene Ontology annotation, cellular component: mitochondrion. The record is from RefSeq and is a predicted model, not a curated record. Gene Ontology annotation, molecular function: kinase activity.